Lachancea fermentati is the source of this 303-nucleotide messenger RNA. NCBI's taxonomy places the organism in Eukaryota, Fungi, Ascomycota, Saccharomycetes, Saccharomycetales, Saccharomycetaceae. The record is from the annotation of a GenBank genome assembly.
AUGGCUGUCAAGAGUGGUAUUGCUACUGGUUUGAACAAGGGUAAGAAGGUCACCUCAAUGACCCCAGCCCCAAAGAUCUCCUACAGAAAGGGUGCUUCUUCUAACAGAACCAAGUUCGUUAGAUCUCUAGUCAGAGAAGUUGCCGGCUUGGCCCCAUACGAAAGAAGAUUGAUCGAUUUGAUCAGAAACGCUGGUGAAAAGAGAGCCAGAAAGGUCGCCAAGAAGAGAUUGGGUACCUUCGGUAGAGCCAAGGCUAAGGUUGAAGAAAUGAACAACAUCAUUGCUGCUUCCCGUCGUCAUUAA